AUGGAUCGGUCGAUGGCAGCGGCGAGUUCCGGUAUUGAUUUACCGAUCAUGCACGAUAGUGACCGGUAUGAUUUGGUUAAAGAUAUUGGGUCGGGUAAUUUUGGAGUUGCUAGGCUUAUGAGAGAUAAACAGACUAAAGAGCUUGUCGCUGUUAAGUAUAUCGAAAGAGGUGAAAAGAUAGACGAAAAUGUUCAAAGGGAAAUCAUCAAUCACAGGUCUUUAAGACAUCCUAAUAUCGUUAGGUUCAGAGAGCUCAUAUUGACCCCAACCCAUUUGGCAAUUGUGAUGGAAUAUGCUUCUGGAGGGGAACUUUUUGAUCGAAUUUGCAAUGCAGGGAGGUUUAACGAAGAUGAGGCUCGAUUCUUCUUUCAACAACUCAUAUCUGGUGUCAGCUAUUGUCACUCUAUGCAAGUUUGUCACCGUGAUUUGAAGCUAGAAAACACGUUAUUGGAUGGAAGCCCUGCUCCCCGUUUAAAGAUUUGUGAUUUUGGUUACUCAAAGUCGUCGGUGUUGCAUUCACAACCAAAAUCGACCGUUGGUACACCAGCAUAUAUCGCACCCGAAGUGUUGCUUAGGCAAGAAUAUGAUGGAAAGAUAGCGGAUGUUUGGUCAUGCGGGGUGACAUUAUAUGUAAUGCUCGUUGGUGGCUACCCUUUUGAAGAUCCAAACGAACCAAAAGACUUUCGAAAGACAAUACAUAGAAUUCUACAUGUCCAAUAUUCAAUCCCAGAAAAUAUUCAAAUUUCCCCCGAAUGUUGGCACCUCAUUUCAAGAAUAUUUGUUGGAGACCCCACACAGAGAAUAACGAUGGCGGAGAUAAAACAACACAAAUGGUUUCUAAAGAACCUUCCGGAAAAUCUCAUGGAUGAAGACAAAAUGAUGACAAAUCAAUUUGAAGAACCGGAUCAACCGAUGCAAAGUGUUGAUGUGAUUAUGCAGAUAAUAUCAGAAGCAACUAUUCCACCUGUUGGUCUUUAUGAUCUUGAUAUGAUGGAUGAUGAUUUGGAUGACUUUGACUCUGAUCCAGAUGAACUUGAUAUUGACAGCAGUGGUGAGGUGAUAUAUGCAAUUUGAUGAUUAAAUUUAUACUAUAUAUGACAAGACAAGACAAGGUUUGUGUAUGUAGAAUCACUUGUGGGUUGUGUUUAGAUGUUGUCACGGGAGUUUUUUGUAUUUUGGGUCGGGUUUUUUCCGGGCAGUGUGGGCAGAUCCCGGGCAGUUGUCAUGUUGCCCGGGAUUUUGGUGUUUCUGGUUUAGGAAAGACCCGACUUUUUUUAAAUACCAAUUGAAAUCGAC
Messenger RNA from Lactuca virosa, 1296 nucleotides. The record is from the annotation of a GenBank genome assembly. NCBI's taxonomy places the organism in Eukaryota, Viridiplantae, Streptophyta, Magnoliopsida, Asterales, Asteraceae.